Nycticebus coucang (slow loris) is the source of this 586-nucleotide messenger RNA. It is a transcript of the gene LGALS1, whose product is annotated as galectin 1. The transcript is spliced from 4 exons. The coding region runs from base 126 to 533 and encodes 135 amino acids. Gene Ontology annotation, molecular function: laminin binding; carbohydrate binding. NCBI's taxonomy places the organism in Eukaryota, Metazoa, Chordata, Mammalia, Primates, Lorisidae. The record is from RefSeq and is a predicted model, not a curated record.
GGGGCGGGACUCACAGGGUCCGGUCUUGUUAAAAAGGUGGGAGAGGCUGGACUGUCUCUCGGGUGGAGUCUUCAGAUCUUCAGACGGCUGGUGCACCCGUCCUCGAACAUCCUCCUGCUUCAAUCAUGGCUUGUGGUCUGGUCGCCAGCAACCUGAAUCUCAAACCUGGGGAGUGCCUCAGAGUACGGGGCGAGGUGGCCCCCGACGCCAAGAGCUUUGUGCUGAACCUGGGCAAAGACAGCAACAACCUGUGCCUGCAUUUCAACCCCCGCUUUGAUGCCCACGGGGAUGCCAAUACUAUCGUGUGCAACAGCAAGGACGGCGGGGCCUGGGGAGCUGAGCAGCGGGAGGCUGCCUUUCCCUUCCAGCCUGGAAGUGUCGCAGAGGUGUGCAUCAGCUUUGACCAGGCAGACCUGACCGUCAAGCUGCCAGAUGGUUACACAUUCAAGUUCCCUAACCGCCUCAACCUGGAGGCCAUCAACUACAUGGCAGCUGAUGGUGACUUCAAGAUCAAGUGUGUGGCCUUUGAUUGAAGUCAGCUGGCCUGUGACCCCCAAUAAAGGCAGCUGCCUCUGCUCUUCCUGAA